Molecule: messenger RNA, 1491 nt
Organism: Micromonas pusilla CCMP1545
Lineage: Eukaryota; Viridiplantae; Chlorophyta; Mamiellophyceae; Mamiellales; Mamiellaceae
Exons: 1
Coding region: 1-1491 (496 amino acids)
Biological process (GO): TRAMP-dependent tRNA surveillance pathway; nuclear polyadenylation-dependent snoRNA catabolic process; nuclear polyadenylation-dependent rRNA catabolic process
Cellular component (GO): TRAMP complex
Molecular function (GO): RNA binding; zinc ion binding; protein binding
Source: RefSeq, a predicted model, not a curated record
AUGGUCCGAGGCGUCUGCACGCGCUGCCCCGGCCUCCCCCACGAUUGGUUCCGCGUCGAAGCGGAAGGGGAGACGUACUACUGGAACAAGCGGACGGCGGUGACGACGUUCGACGCGCCGACGCCGGAGCGCGAGUCUGACGCGACGGCUGGCGACGACGCGGGCGAAGGCGACGACGACGACGACGCGCGCGGCGCCGCCGCCGCCGCCGCCGCCGCCGCCUCGCCCGCGGACCCGCGGGUUCGACGACGGGAUCGCGAGAUCGCGGGCUCGGGGCGCGGCGACGGCGCGCGGGAGGAGAUCGAGCGAGAUCCGACCGGCGACGGCCACGGCGACGGCGCGCGCGCCCGCGGCGACGGCCACGGCCCGCGGAAGGGCGCGAAGCGACGGCGCGCGGAGAGGGCGCGCGAGGGAGGAGAUCCGAGGGACGAGAGAGACGCCUCCCCGCGCGACGAAGGCGAAGGCGGGCCCGACCUCUCGAGCGUCGCGAAGACGCACGAGACCCUCGGCCCGCUGCUCGAGUGCCUCGCGCGCGACGACGAGACUAACGCCGCGGCGGCGCGGUGCGGACAGCUCAGCGUCCUCAAGUGGCUCCGCGCGAACGCGUUUCCGUGGAACGAGCGGACAUGCGUCGACGCCGCGAGGCACGGGCAGUUCGACGUUAUGAGGUGGGCGCGCGCGAACGGCGCGCCGUGGGAUCAGAGAGCGGUGACGCGCGCCGCGAUGGAGGGCGGGCGCGACGAGAUCGCGGCGUGGGCUCGGGCCGAGGGUGCGAACGGCGCCGGCGCCGGCGACUUGGACAACGACAGGUACGACCGUCGCGGGCCGCCGACGAGACCCGCUCCCCCGGCCGAGGAAACGCGACGCGGCGGCCAAUAUGAUCCCUCCCCUCCUCCGCGUGAUCUUCUCGAGAGGGCGAUCGCGAAGCUUCUCGACGUCGUCGAACGCCACGGCGGUCGCCUGAACAAAGGAUUCAUUUCGGAGUUGCACGCGGAGAUGCCGGAGACGAUAGAUCUCGUCAGGAGGAUGAAACUUAAAGCGUUUUGCGAGGCUUCGAACGGACGACUGAUUUUCGAGACAGUCGACGAUCGCGGCGACGGCGUGAUAGUCGCGGCUAAAUCGUGGAGACCCGCCCCGGCGAAAGCGCUCGUACGAGUAGACCGGUAUCAGGUCCCCAACGCGGUCGUCGAAUGUCCAAAGUGCGGUGAUCCGAGUCACCACGUGAGCCGCUGCCCUCUCGCGAACUGUCGCUCGUGCGGCCGCUCCGGACACUUAAGCGGUGCGUGUCCCGACGCCACGUGCUUUAGGUGCGGCAAACGGGGUCACGAAAGUCGCUUCUGCAGGGAGCGACCAAACCCUUCAUCGGGUUGUCUUCAGUGCGGGAGCCGCGAACAUUUCUUGCGGGACUGUCCGGACGUCGGAUGCUUCCAUUGCGGAGAGUUUGGUCACAGGAGGGACGAGUGCCCGCGCAGGCGCCGCGGGCCGUGGUGA